CGGAGGCGGACGCGACGCGCUCCGAUGGCGUGAGAGACCGAAUCCGUGGCGUUUCGCGGCGCGGACCGAGUGCGGCUGAUGUGGCGCGGCUCGCGGUGCGUGUGGCCGUGACGGGAUGUCGCAGAAGGACUACUCGGAGGUGGAGCUCGGCAGCGAUGCGGAGCUCUCCUCCACCAGCCGCGAGCUCUUCCUUGAGAAGGUGCGCCUGGCCAACGCCGCCUGCCAGGCAGGCGAGUUCGAGGCGGCCGUGCGUCUCUACACCGAGGCGAUCUCCCUCGAUCCGGCCAACCACGUGCUCUUCUCGAACCGGUCGGCGGCCCGCGUCAAGCUGGGUCAGCUGCCGGCGGCGCACCAGGACGGCCUGAAGGCGGCCGAGCUCAGUCCGCACUGGUCCAAGGCGUACUACCGGCAAGGCGUAGCGCUGCAGUGCAUGAGCCGACAUGGUGAAGCGUUGGCCGCCUUCAGCCAGGGUCUGGCCCAGGACCCCAAGUCGAUGCAGCUGCUGGCCGGCCUGGUGGAGGCCGCCAUGAAGUCACCGCUCAGAGCCACGCUGGAGCCGACGUACCGGCAGCUGCAGGCGAUGCGGCUCGACAUGUCGCCGUUCGUCAUCAUCUCCGUCAUCGGCCAGGAGCUGCUGGCCGCCGGCAAGUACAGCGCUGCCGGGGUGGUGCUCGAGUCGGCGCUCAAGAUCGGCACGUGCAGUCUGAAGCUGCGCGGCAGCGUCUUCUCGGCUCUCUCCUCCGCCUACUGGGCCAUGAACUCGCUCGACAAGGCGAUCAGCUACAUGCAGCAGGACCUGAGCGUGGCCAAGUCUCUGGGCGACAUCGCUGGCGAGUGCCGCGCGCACGGCAACCUCGGCUCGGCCUACUUCAGCAAGGGCAACUUCAAGGAGGCGCUCACGUCGCACCGGUACCAGCUGGUGCUGGCCAUGAAGUGCAAGGACACGCAGGCGGCGGCGGCGGCACUCACCAGUCUCGGUCACGUGUACACGGCUAUCAGCGACUAUCCGAACGCGCUGGCGUCGCACAAGCAGUGCGUGCAGCUGGUGCGUCAGCUGGCCGACCAGCUGCAGGAGGCACGCGAGAUCGGCAACGUGGGCGCCGUCUACCUGGCCAUGGGCGACUUCGACAACGCCGUCGACUGCCACAUGGAGCACCUACGCAUCUCCAAGCAGCUCGGCAACCGGGUGGAGGAGGCGCGCGCCUUCAGCAACCUGGGAAGCUCGCACCACUACCGGCGCAGCUUCGAGCGCGCCAUCACGUUCCACCAGCAGGUGCUGCGCAUCGCCCAGCAGCUGGGGGACCGCACCAUCGAGGCGCGCGCCUAUGCCGGCCUCGGGCACGCGGCGCGCUGCCUCGGCGACUACGCGCAGGCCAAGAAGUGGCAUGAGAAGCAGCUGGACAUGGCCCUGAGCACCAAGGACCGCACGGCCGAGGGGCGCGCCUGCUCCAACCUGGGCAUCGUGUACCAGCUGUUGGGCGACCACGACGCGGCGCUGAAGCUGCACCAGGCGCACCUCAACAUCGCGCGCCUGCUGCAGGAUCGUGCCGGCAUGGGCCGCGCUUACGGCAACAUCGGCAACGCCUACAGCUCCAUGGGCUACUACGAGCAGGCCAUCAAGUACCACAAGCAGGAGUUGACCAUCAGCAAGGAGGUGAACGACCGCAGCAGCGAGGCGUCGACGCAUGGCAACCUGGCCGUGGCGUACCAGGCGCUCGGCAUGCACGAGAUGGCGCUGCUGCACUACCUGGGCCACCUCAACAUCGCGCGCGAGCUCAAGGACACGGCCGGGGAGGCGUGCGCGCUCUGCAACCUGGGCAAUUGCCACAGCUCGCGCGGGGAGUUCGCGCUGGCCGUGCCCUACUACGAGCAGUACCUGAUGCUGUCGCAGGAGCUGCAGGACGUGGAGGGCGAGGCCAAGGCGUGCCACUUCCUCGGCUACGCGCACUACUGCCUGGCCAACUACAGCGAGGCGGUGCGCUACUACGACCAGGACCUGGCGCUGGCCAAGGACCUGCAGGACAAGAUGAGCAUGGGACGGGCCUACUGCAACCUGGGCCUGGCGCAUGUGGCGCUCGGAAACUUCGAGAAAGCGCUCGAGUGCCAGAAGUUCUUCCACGCCAUCGCGCACAUGCUGAAGCACACCCAGGGCACGUUCCGCGCGCUGGGCAACAUGGGCGACGCGCUGAUGAAGAUGAAGCAGCACGACGAGGCGGUACCCUACUACCACAAGCAGCUGUCGGCGGCCAAGCAGAGUCGCGACCGGCCGCUCGAGGCGUGCGCAUACGGGGCGCUUGGCAUGGCGCACCGCGUGCUGCGCCAGUUCGACAAGGCGCUAGGCUUCCACACGCAGGAGCUGACCAUCCGGCAGGAGCUGGCUGACCUCCGCGGCGAGUGCAAGGCGCACGGCCACCUGGGUGCCGUCCACAUGUCGCUCGCCAACUACACCAACGCCAUCAAGUGUUACGAGGAGCAGCUGGACAGGGCAAAAGACCUUCGAGAUGCUAUUAUGGAGGCCCAAGCCUUCGGAAACCUCGGCAUCGCGCGCCUGAACAUGUCGCACUUUGAGGAUGCCAUCGGCUAUUUCGAGCAGCAGCUGGCGACGCUGGAGCAGAUCCCCACCGGCACGGCCAUGAUGGACAAGGCCAGGUCCUUCGGCAACCUCGGCGACUGUUACGACGCCAUCGGCGACUACGAGGAGGCCAUCAAAUGUCACGAGCAGUUCCUGAGCAUCUCGCUGAAGCUGAAGUCGACCAAGGACCAGGAGCGGGCGUACCGUGGCUUGGGCGGCAGCCACAAGAGCCUGGGUCACCUGCAGCAGGCGCUGGUCUGCUACGAGAAGCGGCUCGUGGUCUCGCACGAGGUGCACAGCCCGCAGGCCAAGGCGUCCGCCUACGGGGAGCUGGGUGAUAUUCACGGCAAGCUGGGCAACUUUGAGCAGGCCAUCUCGUGUUUGGACCAUCAGCUCAAUAUCGCCAGGGAGCUGCGCCACUCCCUGGUGGAGGCUGAGGCAGCCAGCGGACUCGGCUGCGUGCACCAGCAGAUGGGCGACUUCCAGGCGGCGCUCGAGUUCCACCAGCUGGACGCGGCCAUCUCGGCGCGCUCCGGCCUGGCCGCCGGCCAGGCGCGCGCGCACGGCCACCUGGGCGCCACGCAUGAGUCGCUCGGCAACUUCGAGCUGGCCGUCACCCACCUGGAGCAGCAGCUGAGUGUGGCCGCGCAGAUCAACGACAAGACGGCCAAGACGGCCGCCUACGCCAGCCUGGGCCGCAUCCACCUGGCGCUGGGCAACACGCCGCAGGCGAUCGCCUACCUGCGCCAGGGCCUGCAGAUCGCCGAGCAGCUGAGCCGGCGCGAGGAGGAGGCGCGCCUGCGCCACCGGCUCGGCCUGGCGCUCUGGGGGCACGGCGACCUGGCCGGCGCGCAGACCCAGCUGGAGCGGGCCGCCUUCCUGCUGGAGGGCGUGAGACGCGAGGCACGCGGCACCAGCCAGCACCGGCUCGGUCUCUACGACCUCCAGACGGCCGCCUUCCAGGCGCUCCAGCGCGUGCUGGUGUCGCUGGGCUGCGAGGACGAGGCGCUGGUGGUGGCCGAGCGCAGCCGGACGCGCGCCUUCGCCGACCUCCUGCUGGAGCGCUCCAACAGUGGCUUCAGCAGCAGCCGCUUCACGCGCGUCGACGACAACACGCCUACCUCGGUGGAGCAGAUCGUGGAGGCGGUGGCCAAGCAGAAGGCCACGGUGCUCUACUACAGUCUGGCAGCUGGUUUUCUCUACAGCUGGCUUAUCGUGCCCGGCCGCGGCAUCGUCAAGUUCCACCAGAUCAACGUCAGCGAGACGGAGGCGCGGCGCGAGGACGCGCCGGACGACGGCAGCAGCACGUCGGGCUCGCUGCUCGAGUCGUACAUCCAGUCGGUGCGCGACGCGCUGGGCGUCGAGCUGCAGACGGCCGGCAUGGCGCGGCGCGACGACGCCGACGCCGGCGACAUGUGGCAGCAGCACCUAGAGCAGCUCGGCGACCGGCUCAACCAGGAGAACGACAAGACCGGCUUCCUGCGCAUGGUCAACCGCAACCACGUGUGCAACUCGUCCAACUACAGCCUGUCCAGCAUGUUCAGCGCCUUCUCCUGCAGCCUGGGCAGCGUGACCGGUUCUCUGGCCAGCGGCUCGCAGAGUCGAGCCGGCUCGGUGCGCUCGCGGCGCGCGGCCUGGCAGGGGCCACAGUGCCUGCGCUCGCUGUACGAGCUGCUGAUCGCGCCCAUGGAGGAGCACCUACCCUGUAACGCCUACCCGCGCGACCUGAUGCUCGUGCUUGAGGGCGACCUCUACCUGGUGCCGUUCCCUGUGCUGAAGGGCCCCGACAGCAGCGAAUUCCUCUGCGAGCGUUACAACCUGAUCCUGACGCCGUCCAUCAGCACGCUGCGCUCCGGCGCGCGGCCGCGCGGUGCUCGGGCCGGCGGCGAGCAGACGUCGGCGCUGGUGGUGGGCAACCCCAAGCUGCCAAGCGCGCUCAGCGAGCAGUGGGGCUGGACGGACAUUCCGUACGCCGAACAGGAGGCCAACAUCGUGGCCGAGAUGCUGCAGACGGAGCCGCUGACGGGCGCGGCCGCCGCCAAGGAGGUGCUGCUGCAGCAGCUGGCGCAGGCCGAGUGCGUCCACUUCGCGACGCACGUCUCCUGGAAGCUGUCGGCCGUGGUGCUGUCGCCGGGCGAGUUCGUCGACUCGCGCCCGUCGAAGCGCGCCUCGUCGCACGGCUCGCAGUGCGAGUCGCAGCACGAGGACGACCGGUCAGAAGCGGCCUCAACCAGCGACUUGCCGCCGCUCUCCGAGUUCCUGCUGACGGCCGCCGACAUCCUCGGCCUCAAGCUGACCGCCAAGCUGGUGGUGGUGAGCUCGUGCCACACGCGCGACCACCACGGCCGCGCCAGCUCGGACGGCGUGGUCGGGCUGACGCGCGCGCUGCUGGCCGCCGGCGCCCAGUGCGUGCUCGUCUCGCUGUGGCCCGUCACCGACACGGCCGUCAAGAUCCUGUACCGCACCUUCUACUCGUCGCUGCUGCAGGGCGCCCGCGUCAGCCGCGCGCUCAACGACGCCAUGCAGACGGUGCAGAACACCAAGCACUUCGCGCACCCGGCCAACUGGGCAGGCUACCUGCUGGUCGGCACCGACGUCAAGCUGACCAACAAGGUGGCGCUGAUGGGCCAGGCGCUGUGCGAGCUGCUGCAGCAGCCGGACCGCUGCCGGGACGCGCUGCGCGUCACCCUGCACCUGAUGGAGAAGUCGCUGCAGCGCAUCCAGCGCGGCCACAAGAACGCCAUGUACACCACGCAGCAGUCUAUUGAAAGCAAAGUGAACGGGCUCAGCGGCUGGAAGGAGCUGCUCAUCUCGGUCGGCUUCCGCUUCGAGCCGGCCGCCAACGGCAUCCCGAGCUCGGUGUUCUUCCCGCAGUCGGACCCGGGCCAGCGGCUGACGCAGUGCUCGGCCAGCCUGCAGGCGCUGCUCGGCCUGGCGCCGGCCUCGCUCGCCGCGCUCUGCAAGCUGCUGGCGCACCGCGACCAGGCCGAGGACGUGAUCGGCGUCAUUCGCGGUGUGCUGGCGCAGCCGGCCGCCGCCGACCUCGACACGGAGAGCAUCGAGACAUCGGUCGGCGUGCGUCUGUGGCGAGUCAGCGGAUGUCACGAGCUGCUCGCCUCGCUAGGCUUCGAUCUGAUGGAGGUCGGCAGGGAUGAGGUACACCUGAAAACAGGGAAGAACGCCAACCGACGACACAUCCAGUUCGCGCUGCAGGCCCUGCUAGCUUUAUUUGACACGCAAGAGGCGCCCAAAAGUCUGGAGAUCGAGUUCUCCUCCUCGGCGGACACCAGCGACGAGAGCGGCGGCGAGGAGGGGCCGGCGCCGACCGCCGAGCCGGCCGUGUUCGGCGCCGCACCGUCGCGCGCGCCGCUGCUGCUCGGCUCUGGCGCCUUCAGCAGCUACGUGCGCGGCCGGGGCGAGCCGGACGGCGCGCGCAGCAGCACGCUCGACCCGCCAUCUCGCGCUAAGGGCCGCGAGAGUGACGCCGCCUUCACACCCAGCCCGGUGGACGUGGUGCAGAAGGGGCUGCGCGGAGUGCGCGGCCAGCACCCGAGCCCGGCCGAGACUGGCUCGCCGCAGCCGAGCCCACGGCUCAGCCUCACGCUCAGUCACCAGAGCAAGAUCCGGUCGCUGUACAGCGGCGACAAGCGGCCCGACAGCUCGAGCAGCGCCAGCAGCCUGGCCGACUGGGAGAACGGCCAGGCGACCGUGCGCCGGCAGGCGGCCGCGCCUGCGCUGCCUCCUCCUCCUCCGCCGCCGCCGCCACCCCAGGAGCAGCAGCAGCAACAGGAACAGCAACAACAACAGCAGCAGCAGCAGCAGCAGGGCCAACAGCAGCAGCAGCAGCAGCAGGAGCAGCAGAAUCAGCAGCAACAGCAGCAGCAGCCUCCGAUGCUAAAUCGUGUGGUGGCGGACGUGAGCGCCGGCCUAAACCGCAGCGCGCGCCUCCUGCAGAAGGCCAGCUCGCACGCCAGCUCGGGCUUCGAGUCGCAAAGUUCCGACUCGGAUCUCGGGCCGCGGCGCCUGCCCGGCGCUGUGCGCCCGGUGCGCAGCGUCUACAAAACGGCCGGGGCUUCGACCACGCUCAAGCUGAGCCACGCUACCGUCGGCGGCCAGCUGGACAAACUGAGUGUGCGCACGGAGCUGCGCCGGCCUACCGACGCCGCCGCCGCCGCCCAGCGCGCGCGCCGCGACCGCUCGAACGAGCGUCAGCUGGCGGCGGGCGCCGGCGGUCGGCCGCGUCCCGCCGCCGCGCCCGGCGACGAGCUGAUGCGCGGCACCGACGAGCUCGGCGCCAAGAGUCUCGGCCACAAGAGCAUUCAGGACCACAUCAUCGCCACGCAGAUGAGCCGGCUGCGCGAGCUGCCCAUCACGGACGUGUACCACGAGCGCAGCAUCGGGCUCGGCCUGGCGCCGCCGCUCGCCAAGCUGCUGAUGUCGGCCACGAGCGCGGCGUCGACGUGGACUGCCACCGCCGUCGCCGAGCAGCUCGGCAACUUCGACAAGCUGUCCGUAUCGGGCGACAGCAUGGUGGCCAUGCCGACCAAGCCCGACUUCAAGCCGAAGGCGCCGCCGGUGCCGCCCAAGCGCGUCGGCCCGAAGCCGUGGUCGGGACCGCACCCGCACCAGCCGACGCUGCUCGAGCAGCUGGCUGGCGGCAGCUGCAAGUCGUCCCCGUCGGGCAGCAGCGAGCUCUCGCGCCGCGACGACGGUGACGGUCGCUCCAUGACCGACUCCAACUACUCGAGCUACUCGCCGUCGCAGCCGCGCGGCGGUGGCGAGCUCUCCUUCUACGCGGCGGCCGAGGUGCACAAGGACGCGGCCGCGCUCAGUCGGGUCGCCAGCAAGGAGCACCUGCUGGCCGCCGCCACCGACGACGCGUUCGGCGUGUUCAACCCGUGCUUUGAGCCGGAGCCGCAGGCGAUCUCUGUGAGCACGCGCCAGCAGACGGACCAGAUCGCCGCGUAUAUGGACCAGGUGCUGGGCGGCAAGGACGAGCCGGAGCGGACGCGCUCGCUACGCCGGUCGGCCAAGCUCGCCUGGGGCAAGCAGAAGCCGGCCGCCCAGAAGGGCCUCAGCCAGGCAGUCCAUCCACCCGCAGAGUGCUAGGCUCGCGCCGGCCGCCAUCUUUGUGUGUAUGUGUUAUUCAUGUGAGCUCAAGUGGCUUAGCGGCGUCGGUUGUUGCUUGUGCGAUAUUUUAUUUUGUUGCGUUCCAUGAAAGAAGCCAAGUUGCCAAUGAGUGGUAUUGCCCCCAUACUCAUUUCAUACCAGCCAUCCGUGUGUGAUUGGUGUUCAUGGAAAGCAAACGACGAGCUAUAUUGUAAGCUAUUUGUAAGUUGUUGUAUGAUAUCGUACAAAUUGAUUGCUGCACAAUAAACCGUUACGAGAUUAA
Pollicipes pollicipes is the source of this 7964-nucleotide messenger RNA. Its product is annotated as tetratricopeptide repeat protein 28-like. Lineage: Eukaryota; Metazoa; Arthropoda; Thecostraca; Pollicipedomorpha; Pollicipedidae. The record is from RefSeq and is a predicted model, not a curated record. Gene Ontology annotation, molecular function: protein binding.